UUUUAGUGAUUCGAACGAGGGUAAGUUCGUAGAGGUCCAACCCCCUAGUUCAGAGAAGGGAACGCCUUGGCAGGGGGUGUGGACCUCAGGAGGGACGGGGGUGUGGCAAUCUGAUGGAGAUGGAGGGGUGUGGUAUAAUGGAGGUUGGGUGCAGCAGGGGUAUAGUAGCCUAGACAACUACUAUAUUACACGAGAAAAUACAAGAGAAAGCAUGCGGGCAGCUAACAGUUUGGAAUCCCUAGAUUCUGUCUCAAGUUCGAUACAACAAGCCAGGGCCAGUUCAAGUACAGUACAACCGCCAAGAACUGGUUCCAGUACAGUGAUGCAACAAAGAACCGGUUCCAGUACAGUACAACCGCAUAGAACUGGUUCUGGUGCUGUACAACCACCUAGAACCGGUUCCGGUACAGUACAACCGGUAAGAACUGGUGCUGGUGCACAAGCUAGAGCUAAUCCUGUUAAUUCAACCCUGACUCCACCCACACAAGCUAGAUCUAGCCCUAUACAACCCAGAACCACGCCUGUACAAAUCAGAAAAUUUCCAAAUAAUCAGGACUCUGGUAAUUUAUCUCCCCUCCCUCUCCGAAUGAAUCGCAGCAACUCUGUGAGUAACCAGAUGACAACAGGAGUUCCUGAAUUUCAGAAAACCUUUCCUCUCCGUAAACCUACAACAGAGGACAGUGAGUACUACGGCGUGCCAGUACAAUUGGGUCGCGGGCUGCCUGUGAAAAGACAGCGGCAAUUUCCCAAUUCCUGGGCGCAGGGGAGAACUAACAAUCAAUCAGUACAGCAGUCAAGUAAUCACAUGCAAGAUGAAGGAUUAGCCGGGUCCCUUUCUUCAUUGGCGAGCUUAGGUCAUAUUUCUUCCACCUCUUAUCUAGCAGAAGACAAGUCUUCCGGCGAAAUCCAAAGACUCCGUAAAGAACUUAGGGAAGAACAGGAGAAAACUAAAAGGCUCACUUCACAACUUUCAACAAAUACCCACGUGGUUUCUGCAUUUGAACAGUCACUAUCAAACAUGACUACCAGACUGCAACAGCUGACACGGAGUGCAGAUGAGAAGGACAAGGAACUCCAUGAGCUGCAUAAAACUAUAGAACUACUUCAACGUCAAGGAGCACAGCUUGGUUUAGGAAAGUACCAAGUGGUGUCCUCUGAGUCCUUGUACAAUACUCCAGGACGGAAUGGAUUUAUCAGCGCUGGCACCUCAGAUUCAGAAAAUGAGGAGUACAACUCCUUGACCAAUUCCAAGAGAACAUUCAACUUUAAACACAAAAAAUCUAAAUGGCUGCAGCAGUCCAUUAGUCGGGCUUUUUCAAGGGCUAGGAAACAUUCUGGAUCAGUUUCAGAGGCUGACGACAGACAAAGACGACAUUUAAAAACUGUUGUUGAUACCGCCACCUCGUGUCCUGGUUCUCCACUACCCAGAGGUCACCAUAGAUCUAGAUCAGCUCCUGUGUUGGAUGAUGGUGAGGGAAGUGUGGAUGAACUAAGGCAGCAACUGAUUCAGAAAGAAAGUUUACUCACUGAAACUAGAUUAGAAGCUCUUACAUCGGCUCAUCAACUACAGACACUGAGAGAAACCAUCGCAAAGCUUAGGAAUGAGCUAAACACUGUGCGACGAGAAAGUGAGAAGAUAACAAAUGACCCCGCAUUCAACUCUCCAGCUCACAGAACCAGCUCACCAGCUCAUAGAACCAGCUCACCAGCUCAUCCUUUCAUUCCAUUAGCUCAUACAUCUGGCUCACCAGCCCUCAGUACUAGAUCUACAGGAUAUGGCUCAAGAUUUAAUUCUAGCUCUCCAGCUCAUGGCUCUCGACUGGAACUCAACUCCCGGACUUCUAGAUCUGGAAGUGAGCUGAGCAAAUCUCCUGAGCUAAGAUCAAUGAAUUUGGCUCAAUCAUCAGGAGGAGUUUUGCCAAACAGGAUGAGUAAAGUUGAUUAUGUGGAUGGAAGUCCUGGUUCAGGAUCAAACGAGAGAAGGCCUAGGAAGACAAAGCCUCUGUCUUCAUAUAGUGAGAGUCCUAUCCGUCGUCCCCUGGGAGCUGGAGGAGGAGGAGAAGGUUGUGUCCGGGGACAGGAUCAACAAGGUUGUUCUCUCCUACAAACAUCAUGUAGUGUUGAUACUGACGCAGAAGAGGUUUGUGUCCCUGUAUCUGUAAUCUCUACUGGAGAUUAUCCGUCCCAACUUCAACUCUCAUACAACCCUAAACCUAGGAGAACUGACACAAAAAUAGGAUUUGUAACAAUCAGCAGAAACUCAUCUUGGCCUAAUUUAGACGAUUGUGUCAGGGGUCUAGUGAAAACCUACUUGAAUAAACUGGACCCAGAAAACAGUUUAGAAUUAACAAACCAAUCCAUUGUCUCAUAUCAGUGUGGAAAUAUCAGGAGGGUUUUUAAAACCCCUGAGCCUGUUGGAGGACCCAGUCUACUUCAGGAUACCAGGAUAUGGGUCUCUUUUAGGACCGGAACGGAUAGAGGGAGUUUGGAGGACUUGGCUUUCUCAACUCUAAUCCCUAAAACUGUAAUAAAGAAAUAUGUGAUGACUCUUUCAAAGUAUCGAAGAGCUGUGAUAGUUGGACACCAGGGGGUUGGGAAAACCUUCUUGGCUCUAAAACUUGCAGAGUUUUUAGCUCUCAAAACAGGGAAUAGUUUAAACCCAGUUCAUGUUUUAUCUCUAGAUCAGGGAAGCUAUGACGAGUGUAAGGAAGCUAUAUCAAGUUUAACCCUGGUGCCUGGGGAGAACCAACCCUCAGUGAUAAUACUAGAGAAUAUUCAUGCCAAGGGGUCCAGGAUUGUUGAUUUGUUGUCCAGCUUAGAGCUUGGAAAAGAGGAUUUUCCUUUUCUUAUUUGUACCAGCUCACCCUCACAGUAUAUUAGGGACCUGAACGCUAAGAUGAAUAUGGUUGAGAUCACUCUUGGUGAAGACGUUGAACUGAUGCAGGGUUUUCUCGGCAGAUAUCUCAGACGUAAGAUGUUGGAAGUGGAGGUGGAGACAGGGUUAGCCAACUUUGAUAUGCCAGAAGCUAUUCAAUGGAUUCUACGGAUUUACUGCAAUAUUUAUAUUUUUGUAAAGACGACCUCGAGAACUAGAUCUUGUCUUAGUCCACACAUGUUUAUGUCAUGCGCAGUAGGGUCAACUCAGGCCUUAAGAAGCUGGUUUGUGGAGGUGUGGAAUACCACGGUCGUCUUCUAUUUGAGAGAUAUUGUGUCAGGACGGGGGGAGGAGGAGCUCAUGCAGUUCGAAGAUCCUGUCAGAUUUGUGAUUCGUACCUGGCCCUGGCAAGAACAGCUAGGAGGUCUUCCGCAGGCCCUAUUGAGAGUGAAAACAGAUAGUAGAGGAUUAAAGGAAGAACUACCCUCAGAAGAUGAUCCGCUGUUAAGUAUGCUGCUCUGUCUUCAAGAAGCUGCUCUUUACAGUGAAGAAUCUAACAGAACCAGCAGCAAUAGUAUUCAUAAAAACAGCUUUUCAGAUCUAGAAAAUACGGAGGGAAAUGAAGAAGUUACCAAAGACAGUGAUUCUAAUUAAAUAAUUGACGAUUUGGGUUUUUCAAAGAAGCAAACUUUAGUAAAUAGGGGUCAUUUUAAUGUAAUUGUACAAUGUAAACGAAAUCUAAAAUGCAUUUAUCCGACCCAGUCCAAUUUUUUAAGGCAAUAUCAUUAAAAAAAUGCCUCUAACUGUAAUGGAAAGUGUGUUAAGGAGGUUUAAAAUCAAAAAUUAAAAGUACUUGCCAAUACAAAUUAAAUAGUUUCUGUAUUUGAAAUUAUUUUGCUAUCAAUAUUUAAGGACUUUCUAUACAUGUCAAUUUUAGAUUUGUAGUUUGUUGGGCUUUACUCAAAUCUCAAAUUUAGGGGUUAUGAUAACUGAAAGAUUGUUAUUUUUGGUAACAAUAACAGUUUCAAGAAUUCCCAAGGGCUUUUAGGGCUCUUUUGUGAGAAUUUAAGCUCAUGUGAUCUACCAGAGGCCGAAUUUAAAGAAUUUGAGCCACGUCUCAAAUUUAAGCCGCGGUUCAAACAUGUUUGUUCCACUUGAA
This is a messenger RNA of Eurytemora carolleeae, 4034 nucleotides long. Its product is annotated as neuron navigator 3. The record is from RefSeq and is a predicted model, not a curated record. The transcript is spliced from 30 exons. Lineage: Eukaryota; Metazoa; Arthropoda; Copepoda; Calanoida; Temoridae. The coding region runs from base 212 to 3529 and encodes 1105 amino acids. Gene Ontology annotation, molecular function: ATP hydrolysis activity. Gene Ontology annotation, biological process: nervous system development; neurogenesis.